Neocloeon triangulifer is the source of this 2520-nucleotide messenger RNA. It is a transcript of the gene ltl, whose product is annotated as leucine-rich repeat protein SHOC-2. Gene Ontology annotation, cellular component: extracellular matrix. Lineage: Eukaryota; Metazoa; Arthropoda; Insecta; Ephemeroptera; Baetidae. The coding region runs from base 207 to 2129 and encodes 640 amino acids. Gene Ontology annotation, molecular function: protein binding. The record is from RefSeq and is a predicted model, not a curated record. The transcript has 8 exons.
GCCGAAUAUAUGUGUCUGGUCGCGAGCAGCGGCAGACACGCAGGAGCUGCCGGACCCGCGACACACGCACGCUCGAAAACUCCUGGGCAUAAUUGAAAAUCUGCAUUACAUUUAUUAUCUCGAGAAAAAGUGGUGGUGCCUCUCUGAUUGCGGGCAAGGGCGGAGCUACAGUUGCGAGAGUUGGUGCAGAGGUCGGUCGGACGGAGAUGCGGCGCCGCUCAAUCGUCGCUGCCAUGUCGGGCUUCUUGUACACGCUGCUGGGGCUGACCGUGGGCAGCAGUCUGCACUGCGCCCAGCGACCCCAAAUCUCGCCGUGCACCUGCUUCAGCGGCAAGGAGCUGAACGUCGCCUGCGAACGCAUGACCUCGUUCGCCGACGUGCACCAGGCGCUCAAGGGUCACUUUGCCGCCGACAAACGCCUCACCCUGCGCAUCACCCACUCCACGCUCGACGACCUCGAGGCCCCCGAAGGCCUCGGAUUCGCAGAUCUUGGCAUCUGGGUCAACAAACUCAACAUCAGCGAAAACAACCUCAGAUCCCUGCGUUCUGACGCGUUCCUGUCAAUGGGGAAUGUGACUCUCUUUAACCUGGCAAACAAUCUGCUGACGGAGAUUCCGUCCGACACCUUGGCUCACAUGCCGAAGCUGAGAACACUGACUUUGGGAGGCAACCGGAUCCAUCAGUUGUCUAAUGAUGCUUUUGAAGAUUUGCACAACUUAAAAAGCCUGGUUCUGAGCGACAACGAGAUAACUGAGGUCGGAUCCAAGACGUUUCCUCCGAAGCUGCAGCGACUCGCGAUAGCGCGCAACAAAAUCACCACUGUCAACGGAUCCCUCAGGGAUUUGAGCGAUCUCGAGUGGCUGUUCAUUGAGCAAAACGCGCUGACGAGUCUGGACGGAGAACUGCCGGCGUCGAGCAAACUGGUGCACCUGAAUGCGACACACAAUCUGCUGACUUCGGUGCCCGAGGACCUCUACCUGCAAAGCGCCAUGGAUAAACUGCUUCUGAGCCACAACGAAAUUUCAGCUCUGAGUGGUUCAAUCAAAAAGUUGAGGCGCCUCAACCACCUUAGUCUCACAUACAACCAAAUCGAUUCGCUCAAUGAGGAUGAAUUUUUGGAGUGCGAGAAGCUGCAAUAUUUGUACCUAGGCCACAACAAGAUCACCGAACUGAACGGCGCCCUUCGUCCUUUGCGCGCAGUCGUGCGGGUUUCUCUGCACCAUAACCUCCUCACCGAAUUUGACCUAUCUCAGGUUAGAGGUUUGAAGACGUUGCAGGAGUUGGACCUCAGGUACAACAGGAUCAAUAGGCUGCUUAGCCGUGUUGAGAUGCAAAACGUGGUUGAGUCAUUGGACAGUCCAAACUUAAACGAGCUGCGUCUGGGACACAACGAGCUUUCCACGUUGGACGGUUUUCUGCUUGGCCUGAGGAGCCUGCAGAAUCUCGACCUGAGCCACAACAGAUUGCGUCACUUGCCGCCAGACGAGCUGGUCGGUCUGGAUAACCUGAAGUUCCUCGACAUCAGCCAUAACCAAAUUUCAACACUGGCAGACACGUCAAAGAAAUUGCUGCCUUCACUGGAAAAUCUGCUUGCUGGCCACAACGACUUGAAGGUUUUAGACAAUGAUCUUCAUGGUUUCCCGAAGAUUUGCUUUGUGGACUUGUCGCACAACAAGAUCACCACCAUAGGCAAUGCCGUGGCCGCAAAGAGCUCCUGCUUACACAAGGACGUUAUUGCCACACUGCGUAUUUUCCUCCAAGGCAACGAAAUUGAAUGCACCCAAGAGCUGGCCAUCGCUAAGGAGAUAAAUGAGGGUUACCGCUCCGAGUUUGUUGGAGUCCCCGAAUGUGAAAAGUUUGCAUUGCCACCUGUUGUACCUUCUGCGGCUCCAACCCUAGUGGUGUCCCCUCCCCUGGCAAGCAUUCCCGAGAUUCUGGAGGUGAAGAAGCUGGAGGUGGCCGAGGAGACGGUCAAACGACAGCCCUUCAUGGACGAGCUGAACGAGGCGGCCUAUCUUGCCGAGCCGAUUUCGGAGCGGGAAAAUGAUGAGCGUCCUGGAGGGACAGUUCUGCAAAUGGGACCACUCCUGCAAGCGCUCGUCGCCAGCAGCACGCCGCCGGCAGAAUAGCACAAAAUUUCAUGGGAAGAGUCUAGUAGAAAACUUUUCAUACCCAGUCAUACUCUGAAGAAAUAAUUAUUUAAACAAUUUAACCCACAAUUAUUAGUUUUUCAGCCAAACUGCCUCUCUGGCUCUAUAGUUACAGAGAAACACCAGCCAAAUGUAGAAAAUUUCCUGUAGUUCUUAGCUCCAUCUAAUUAUAGCUCAUUAACUCAAUAUGUAUUGGAAAGUUAGUUUUUAUUCGCAGGAUACAAUUUUAUUUUUAAUCCUAAGACGACUUGGAGUUUUUUUUUUAAUCUGGCAUAUUUCAUAUCAUAAAAAAAAAAAAUAGGAAAUAACUCUGGAAACUGUUAAAAAAAAACAAAGAGACGGUUUUUCUAUCACUUACGAAAAAUAAGAU